Eurytemora carolleeae is the source of this 2420-nucleotide messenger RNA. RefSeq lists its product as uncharacterized. The coding region runs from base 336 to 1328 and encodes 330 amino acids. The record is from RefSeq and is a predicted model, not a curated record. The transcript has 15 exons. NCBI's taxonomy places the organism in Eukaryota, Metazoa, Arthropoda, Copepoda, Calanoida, Temoridae.
GAGCUCUGCUCAGAAAUCUCUCAGCACUAUUUGCAGUAGACGCUGAGAAAGGUGUCAACACAUAGGAGGGAAGUAAAGCCAAGCGACCCUGAACCAUGUGCUCAUUAAGCUAGCCUCCUUUCUUAACUAGAGUACCAACGGCCAGGGUACUAAGUCAAGAAUUAGAAAGACCGAAAAGUUAAUACCUCUAAAACUAAUCCGGUUUUAUACCCACUCCACUUAGCGAUUGAAGCCCUUCCUGGAAGGGCCCUGCUUCACAGCUGACAAAAAGGGAAACCUUGGAAACAGAAUAAUAUGUGGACUAAUGGAGUGUUUUUUAACAAAACAUUCCUGAUAUGCCACUCCUAAAAACCCUUUAUCCUCAUCUCUAUUCUGAAAUAAGACUCAAGGACAUUUCUCUGUUGGAUCCUACAAAAUUAUCUCUGAGCAGGAUUAGACGAACCUACCAGGAAAGAGAUGGGUUUCUCCUAGAAAUGAACUCGAUGAACUAUGAAGACACAACCCAAGAACAACUCGGCUUAAGAUAUAAAUGGAUUGACGAAAAAGAAAACAGGUCCCCAGUACAAGAGGUACCCAGCCCCCGAUAUUUCACACUAGAGAAUGAACAGAGCCAGGAGGGUCAACCCAGUUUAUCCAGGAACUGUGAGUGCAAAGAGAAACCAGUUUACAGAGAAAUAUUGAAUCCAGGUUAUAAAAGUCACCUGAACAAUAUGUUCUCCCGAGUGGGUCAACUCAGAGAACAAAGAUCUGAAUACUUCCCCUGGAAAGGACACAUCACUGGACGAAGCAGAAUUGGUUCCGAGGCAGCCAGUUACUCAGCCUUUCAGAAUUCUAAACCUGGUUCAAUAUCAUCCCUGGACCUGGAAUGGGAAAAUGAAGAGAGUUUGGACAUAAGCGCCUGUAGAAGGGAUGUCAAGUAUACAACAAUGGAAGAAAAUGGCAACACACCUUUUCUCAGAUGGCUGCCGGCUGCGGAGAAGCAACACGACAUCAAGAAUUCGCCUUUAAAAUCCGUAGAAAACAUAAACACAAGAACCUCUAGUGUAUCAAGCCUAGCCUGGGAUAAUGAUAAUGAGGGAUACUCGUGUUCAGCUCCAAUCCUAGAUACUGAAACAGAAAACCUUCUCAGUGAAAUAGAAGAAUUAACCUCGGCAGCCCUUCGAGAAACUGCACAGUGGGCUCGGAAGGAUGAGACUCCAAUGUCAAUGUCCAGCAGUUCGAUCGAGAAAACUGAGCAAGGAUUUCUUCAACCUGAUCAAGGACCAAUAAACUCAGGAUCAAUCGAUCAGAUGAUUUCUUCGAUUGACACAGACUCAUCAAAUCAAUAGAAUAUGAAGAGAUGGAUUCAAUGUUUAAACCUUUAUUGUACUGAAUGGACUUUUGAGUAAUAGAAGAAUAAAUGUAAAUUUUCCUUAUAAAAGCUUGGAAAUCAACUCUUUUCUGUUUUAAGGAAACAAAUAAUUGAUACAAAAAUGUUCAUCAAAUUUUUACAAGAAACGUGUCUUACAUAUAUUAAGUAUUCCAUUUCCCUAAAGCGCUAAAAUUAUAGUAAGUUAGCUCUUUUUACAGUAUAGGAUUUAUUUUUGAAGAAUUUAAGCCCAAGCCCUGAAGAUCAAGUAAUAUCAAAUCGAAUUUAUGUAACUAUCAAACUAUUUCAGAUAGUUAAGGCCCAUUUUAGUUUAGUUUGAUUUUUACUUAUUUUGAAAGUUAAAAUUUUUAAUUUUUUUUUAUAAAUUAUGCGACGAAAGAAUGUUUUUUUUAUUGAAUAUUUAAAUGUACAUUUUCUUCGGUUAAUAGAAGUUAGCAACCGAAACAACAAAACUUAAAUUUAUAAACUGACAUAAAACUUAAACCAUUUUCCGGCAUACCGAGUUUUCUUUAUUUAAAUACAGUGGUAGGCGUUUUUAUCUAUACAAUACAGACGUUUUGAUUUCUAAUUCAAACUUUAAAUUACAAGUUUACAAGCAAACAACGAGAAGCUGUUAAUUGACAGCUCCUCUUUGUUUCAAAUGCCCAUGUUUAUUUUUUCCAUGCUGUUUAAAAUCAAAAUUAGUAUAGAAAGACGUCUUGGUUGUAUUGCUAUGUAGUAUGUACGAAUGACUGUAUAUUGUUUGACAAAGACGGUUUUUUAAUUGAACUAUUUAAAUGCUAAUUCUGACAUUUUUACUGGCAAAUUGAAAUUAAGAAUGAAAACAACAAAACUUAACUAGUCUUAUACCUUUAAAGAAAUCUAUGACCGGAGUAAAAUCUGAUUUAUCGCUUAGAAUUCCAGCGGAAAGGUACAAUACCUUUGCAUAUACACUAAUUUUUUCAGUAACGACAGCCCAAUAAAAUCUAAAGUUAUCAUAUUUCAAUGACAUCAUGUGUCAGCCAUUUUAGAUUUUAGAAUUUGUAGGAAAUAAACGUUUUUCGUGUUUAAA